CAAACUGCCGCUAGCUUCAACAACGGCAUCUAAUUUACCCCAAGAAUCCAGCAGCCCUUUGGAACUUUAUCCCUCCUUUUUACAUAGUCAUUACUAGCUGCAUACUAACCUGCAUUUUGUCUGGGCAACUCACAGUAGAAUUGGUGGCUUAUGGAAAAUAGCGGGAUUCGAUGAACAAAGCCGAGUCCAUCUCUAGCCGAACAAAGCUCCCGUGGUCCCCGUGUCGAGCGAAAAACGGAGAACUUGAAAAGAGUCCAUCAUGAGAAUCCCUUGCCUUACAUGAAGCCUUCUGUCUUUUCUUCCGUGUUUACUUGCUAUUGUAAACCAUCAUCCAUCCGGAGGAUAUUUUAUAUAUAUAUUAUUUUCAUUGUUUUCUCAUUUUAACCAGCCUCAUUAACCAAGCACAUAUAAUACCGUUAUAAUGCCGUCAGCAGCGAUGUGUAUGAGAACGCUUAGAGCGUAUUCAAGAUAUGGUUCAAAUCAUACUAGAAUCCUCUCUAGGGCGUUCUCGGCGACAUCCCGUCGCGCUGAGAUCAACAAGGUGUAUCCCUCAGCUUCUGAGGCUCUCAAAGACAUGAAGCCUGACUCAACCUUGUUAUGUGGUGGAUUUGGUCUUUGCGGUGUUCCGGAUACUCUAAUUGACGAAGUGCUGAACAAACCUGAGGUCAAAGGCCUCACAGCAGUCUCAAAUAACGCCGGAACAGAUACUUCUGGCUUAGGAAAACUGCUAAAAUCCAAGCAAGUGAAGAAGAUGGUCGCAAGUUAUAUUGGCGAGAACAAAGUUUUCGAGCAAAUGUACCUGACGGGAGAGGUGGAAUUGGAGCUCACACCCCAAGGUACGCUAGCUGAACGAUGUGCUGCUGGCGGCAAAGGUAUACCCGCUUUCUACACGCCCGCUGCUUUUGGCACCGUGGUGCAAACCGGCGACCUCCCUCUCAGGAAUAAGAGCGAUGGAACCCCCGAUGUCUUCUCUUACCCGAAGGACGUAAAAGUCUUCAAUGGUAAAUCCUACCUUCUGGAACACGCCAUUGACGGGGACUAUGCUUUCGUCAAGGCCUACAAGGCGGACAAAUUAGGGAACUGCCAGUUCCGCCUUGCCGCCCACAACUUCAACGGAGCCAUGGGCCGAAAUGCUAAGAUGACCAUUGUGGAAGCCGAACAUAUUGUUGAACCGGGUGAGAUCUCACCCGAGGCCGUUCACUUGCCGGGGAUCUAUGUCAAGAGGGUGAUUCAGAGCAAAGCAGAAAAGAAGAUUGAGAAGUUCACAUGGAAGAAGGACGACAAUGAUGCAGAUGCGAAAAAGGCGCUUGGAUCCGGUGACACGGCCACUAAGAGGGAAAGAAUCGUCCGCAGAGCAGCUAAGGAGUUCAAGAACGGCAUGUACGCCAAUCUCGGAAUCGGAAUGCCUAUGCUUGCACCAGGAUUCGUUGGUCCCGAAGUCGAGGUUCAGUUGCAGUCUGAGAACGGGAUCCUAGGCCUAGGACCCUACCCAGUAAAGGGCGAGGAGGAUGCUGACCUAAUCAACGCCGGAAAGGAGACUGUGACACUGAAGCCGGGUGCUGCGGUAUUCGGUAGCGAGGAGAGCUUCGGCAUGAUCCGCAGCGGCCGAAUCAACUUGACGAUCCUAGGAGCCAUGCAGGUCAGUGCUACGGGUGAUCUGGCGAACUGGAUGUUACCCGGAAAGGUCAAGGGAUUCGGCGGAGCGAUGGACCUCGUCAGCAACCCGAGCGCGACGAAAGUCGUUGUCACGAUGGAGCAUACGGAUAAAAAGGGCAACGCGAAGAUUGUCAAACACUGUGCUUUCCCCUUGACGGGUCGGGCCUGUGUCUCUAGAAUCAUCACGGAACUGGGUGUGUUUGACGUUGAUUUUGCUCACGGCCUUACCCUGAUCGAGAUUGCGGAUGGUGUAACAGUGGAGGAGAUAAAGAGCAAGACUGAGGCGCCAUUCCGCGUCGCGGAGGAUCUCAAACCUAUGCUAUAAAAUUGAUGACGGGCAUGAUGGCGGGCAUGAUGAGCGAGGGGAAUGUAGUUACAGUAUGAAUAUGUGUAUAAGGUGAAUUUAACAAUAAGCAUUGAUCUUUA
Messenger RNA from Hypoxylon fragiforme, 2082 nucleotides. RefSeq names its product coenzyme A transferase. Gene Ontology annotation, biological process: ketone body catabolic process. The transcript has 3 exons. Gene Ontology annotation, molecular function: succinyl-CoA:3-oxo-acid CoA-transferase activity. Bases 422 to 1981 code for a protein of 519 amino acids. The record is from RefSeq and is a predicted model, not a curated record. Lineage: Eukaryota; Fungi; Ascomycota; Sordariomycetes; Xylariales; Hypoxylaceae.